UUGAUAUUCGCACUGGCAUUUCUGGCCUUUCCUGUCCCAGGGGGCAGUCAGAGGAUAGGAGGCCCUGACCAUGGCUUCCCAGGCAGCCGGUAACCAAACCAGACAGCCUACCAGGCAGCCGGCUGCAGCUGCUGAUGAUGAUGCCUACGGCAGCUGGUACAUCGACGAACCCCAGGGGCCGGAGGCGCCCCAGCCUGCUGAGGCAGUGUCCGCCUGCCAGCCCAGUGUGCCGCUUGGCCUGCCGCAUGCCUGCCUGGCUGCCCUGUCGCUCCUGGCCCUGCUGCUACUGGCUAUGACCCUGAGGCGCCGCCGGCUCUGGCCCUGCUGUGGGCGUGGCUGGCCAGCACUGCCCAGCCCUGUGGACUUCCUGGCCAGGGACAGCCCCUUGCUGGUGCCCGCUGUUCUCCUCGUGGUCCUCUUCAGCUCACUGUGCCUUCUGCUCUCUGACGAGGACCCAUUGCCCUUCCUGUCCCUUGCCUCGCCUCCCAGCCCAGAUGGGGAAACUGAGACCUCGAGAGGGCCCUGGAGGAUGCUGGCCUUACUCUAUUACCCUGCCCUCCUGUACCCUCUGGCCGCUUGCGCCACAGCUGGACACCGGGUCGCGUACCUGCUGGGCAGUGUGCUAUCUUGGGCCCAUCUUGGGGUGCAGAUAUGGCAGAAGGUGGAGUGUCCCCAAACACCCAAGAUCCACAGGUACUACGCGCUGCUGGCUUCCCUGCCCCUCCUGCUGGGCCUCGGGCUUCUGAGCCUUUGGUAUCUGGUGCAGCUGCUGCAAAGCUUCAGCCUCAAGACAGGAGCAAGCUCCAAGGGGUGGCAGGGCAGCUACCAUGAGGAGUAUCUGAGGAGCCUCCUGUGCCGGAAGAACCUGAAAGGCAGCUCCAACGUCUCCAAACACAGCCUUCUGUUCCGAGCGUGGUGUGGCGCUAGUCACUAUGUCUACAUUCCCCAGCCAGGAUUUCGCCUGCCUCCGAUGGUCCUCCUCUCAGCCACUCUAACAGGGACGGCCAUCUACCAGGUGGCCCUGCUGCUGCUGGUGACUAUGGUCCCCACGGUGCAGAAGGCCAGGGCAGGGGUCACCACAGACGUGGCCUAUCUGCUGGCUGGUUUUGGGAUCGCACUGCCCGGGGACAAGCAGGAGAUUGCUGAGCUGGUGAAGCGCCAUCUCUGGGCCCUGGAAGUUUGCUACAUCUUGGCCUUGGUCCUGUCCUGCUCUCUCACCUGCCUGGUCCUGAUGCGUUCGCUGGUGGCACACAGGGUCAACCUGCAGGCUCUGUAUCGAGGAAGUGCCCCAGACUUGGGGCCCCCAGCCCACAGACCCCAGCCUUCCCGCCCUGCCAUAUUCUGCUGGAUGAGCUUCAGUGCCUAUCAGACGGCCUUCACCUGCCUGGGCCUCCUGGUACAGCAGCUCAUCUUUUUCCUGACCAUGGUGGUCCUGGCCUUCCUGCUCUUCAUGCCGGCACUCCAUGGCAGCAACCGCCUGCUCCUGCGGGCCCUGCAGUCCUCCUGGCACUUCUGGCUGACUCUGGCCCUGGCCCUGAUCCUACAGAACAUGGCAGCUCGCUGGGUCUUCCUAGACACACGCCACAGCCACCCAGAGCUCACCAACCGGCGAGCACUGUACGCCACCACCUUCCUCCUGCUCCCCCUCAACGGGCUGCUGGGCAUCCUGGGGGCCACCUGCCGUGUGCUGCUCUCUGCCCUCUACAACACCAUCCACCUGGGCCAGAUGGACCUCAGCCUGCUGCCUCCUCGGGUGGCCACUCUUGACCCAGGAUACCGCAUUUACCAGAACUUUCUGGAACUGGAGGCUAGCCAGUACCAUCCUGCCGCAACCGCUUUCUGCACCCUGCUGCUGCUGCAGGCACAGGAAAGCCGAACCCGUUCUUUGGGGGUCCCUGCCACUCCCCAAGACAGCCUCAGCCGGAGGGAGGAGGAGGAGGAAGAAGGAAUGCAGCUGCUGCAAACCAAGGACGCCAUUGCCAAGGGAACCACCAGGCCCCGGGCUAGCUGCUGCAGGGCCCGCUGGGGCCUGGCUUACACACUGCUACGAAACCCUAGCUUGCAGGCUGGGCGGAAGAGGGCGCUGUGGGCUGCCCGGGCCAAUGGCACCCAGCCCUGA
Molecule: messenger RNA, 2119 nt
Organism: Ochotona curzoniae (black-lipped pika)
Lineage: Eukaryota; Metazoa; Chordata; Mammalia; Lagomorpha; Ochotonidae
Gene: STRA6
Product: signaling receptor and transporter of retinol STRA6
Exons: 18
Coding region: 71-2119 (682 amino acids)
Biological process (GO): vitamin A import into cell
Cellular component (GO): plasma membrane
Molecular function (GO): signaling receptor activity; retinol transmembrane transporter activity
Source: RefSeq, a predicted model, not a curated record